GCCUCGCGGUCCGCGGCCAGCGCCAGCUGCCAGGAGCCACCCAAGGCACGCUGGCCCGGGAGGGAGAGGGCAGGGGUCUGGGGCAGAGGCGGCUUGGGGGCAUCGGCCUCGCCUCUGAGGCGCCGCAGCCGGAGCGCCUCCGUGCGGCCGAGGAGCGGGCCGCUCGCGCCGAGCAGCUGCUAGAGGCUGCGGUGGCGCGCGAGGCGGUGUCGGCCUCGGAGCGCCUCACGCUGCGGAAGCAGCUGGACGACGCAGAGCAGCUGGUUUCUGGCCUCUCCCAGCAGCUGGACAGUGUCCAGCAGGAGGUCGCUGAGCAAAGGCAGCGCUGCGAGGCUCUGGAGAAGCAGCUCCAGGAGGCCCGAGCUGUGCCGAACGCCUCCCCGGGCGAGGGCCAAGAUGUGGCCCUGGAGCUGAUGCAGCGCAUCGCGCAGCUCGAGGCCGCUCUCGGGAAGGACGGCAACUUCGACGCCACGGCACAAGUGGUGAGAUGA
Molecule: messenger RNA, 491 nt
Organism: Symbiodinium necroappetens
Lineage: Eukaryota; Dinophyceae; Suessiales; Symbiodiniaceae
Source: the annotation of a GenBank genome assembly